Orbilia oligospora ATCC 24927 is the source of this 1308-nucleotide messenger RNA. RefSeq lists its product as uncharacterized. The record is from RefSeq and is a predicted model, not a curated record. The coding region runs from base 1 to 1308 and encodes 435 amino acids. The transcript has 4 exons. Lineage: Eukaryota; Fungi; Ascomycota; Orbiliomycetes; Orbiliales; Orbiliaceae.
AUGCUCCCCAUUCGCGUGAAUUUCCUCGUCCAAUGUCACCGUCAGCAGCGGCUCCUAGCCUCUCGUCCCCAACUCUUGAAUUUAACAAAAUACAACGCCGCUCGAUGUCCCAAAUUGUGUUUGGUCGCUUCCAGGGCGCUUUCAACAACGUCGAAGUUAAUCAAUACCGAACCGUAUACAACGAGUAACGGUGUUUUAAGAGUCAAAAAGCACAUCGUCCCGGCAUUUCCUAUUCGGGAGCCUAUACGUGGCGUUUGGAAUGGGGGCGAUAAACUCCAACUUGUGGCUAACUGCUACAGGCCUGUGAACAAUCCCAAUCCUAAACCCGGGGAUCUGACGAUACUUGCUGCGCAUGGGAAUGCCUUUCACAAGGAAUUAUAUGAGCCCUUUUUUGAGUGUUUAGUGGAAGAAUAUGAAAAGAAAGGCGUCAGAAUUCGAAGUAUUUGGAUGGCAGAUUUCCAUAAUCAGGGAGAUUCCGGUGUACUGAACGAGAAGAAACUUGGUGGGGAAGUCAGCUGGUUCGACCACUCUCGCGAUCUUCUCUCUUUGAUUAUGCACCUCCCAAAUGAAUUCGUUCGACCUAUAGCUGCAGUCGGCCAUUCCAUGGGUGGCGCUCAGAUAUUUCAUCUUUCUCUCAUGCAUCCGACCCUAUUCAGCUGUAUUAUCGGUAUCGACCCUAUAAUCUCCCCGCUUCCAGCCCUUCCCGGCCCUGCUCCUGCAAAUCCUGCAACUCUAUCUGCUAAGCGCCGUGAUAUCUGGUUAUCUUACGAAGAAGCCAUCGAAUUCUUUAAAUCCCGUCCCUUCUAUCAGAACUGGGAUUCUAGAGUCCUCGAUCUUCACAUGAAAUAUGGACUCCGUAAGGUUCCAACACCUCUCUACCCAGAUAUUACAAAAGUUGGCGAAAACGCUGUAACCCUCCGUACUACAAAACAUCAAGAGGUUUUUACAUUCUGGAAAACAAGCGAGCAGGAUAGAACCGAAUCAAAGGAGGUAUUUUUUCGCCUCAAAGAUAUGAAAAUUCCCGUCUGCUAUAUACAAGGUCAAAACAGUAUUAUCAAUUGGGGUAACAAGAACGAGCUGAAAAUGAUUAAUACACCGCAACCUUGCGAGAUGCAUUUCGUUCCAGACUGUGGGCAUUUAGUUCCGCAAGAGAAGCCAAGGGAGACUGCCAUAAUUGCAGCCGACUACCUCCAGCGCCGCAUUAGAAUGUGGGGCCAGAAAACCGAAGAACAGAAAAAGAACUGGCCGCCAACUAUGACGAUCAGUCCCCAAUAUUUCGAGCAUAGGCUACGAGAGGUGAAUGAAUAG